Messenger RNA from Telopea speciosissima, 1502 nucleotides. RefSeq names its product glutathionyl-hydroquinone reductase YqjG. Gene Ontology annotation, cellular component: cytoplasm. Gene Ontology annotation, molecular function: glutathione transferase activity. The coding region runs from base 50 to 1306 and encodes 418 amino acids. Lineage: Eukaryota; Viridiplantae; Streptophyta; Magnoliopsida; Proteales; Proteaceae. The transcript has 3 exons. The record is from RefSeq and is a predicted model, not a curated record.
UUCUAGUGAUCCUGUCCAUUGGGUCGAAUCUGCCAAACGCAUCCCUAAAAUGGCCGCCACGACCGCCACUUCGUUCCUCCACCCGACCUUUCCCUCCCCAACCAAGAGGAGAAUCGCCAAAGCCAAAACCAAAACCCAAAGUUUCCACGUCAACCCUAUAAUGUCUGUCAACCACCCACCUCCGCCGCAAACGGCGGUUCCAAACACAGACCUCUUAACCACCAUUACCGGAUUCCUGUGGGGCAAAGCCCUCCCUCCGCAACUCCUCAUUUCCACCGUCCGUACGACCUGGAACGCCACGUGGCACCUCAUGAUGAAGCAGCUUGCCCCCUCUGAUCCCUCCGGCUCAUACACUCGGCCCGUCAGUCAGUUCCGCGCCAAUUUCGAAUCAAUACAACUUUCCCGCCAAAACCAAAACAACGUUCACCUGUAUGUGGGAUUGUCUUGUCCAUGGGCUCAUCGAACCCUCAUUGUUAGAGCCCUCAAAGGCCUCGAAGAAUAUGUUCCGGUCUCAAUUGCUUCUCCUGGAAACGAUGGUUUGUGGGAAUUUCGCCAUGUAUCUAGCAGUAACAGGGAUAAAGUGAGGCCGAGCUUGGACGUUGCAAAUGGAUGCAAGACUCUAAAAGAGGUUUAUGGGCUUCGCCGUGGAGGUUACAGUGGACGAGCUUCGGUUCCUCUGUUGUGGGAUGUUGAGAGAAGAGAAGUAAUCUGUAAUGAGAGUUCCGAUAUAAUCGAAUUGUUCAAUUCUGGUUUUGAUGGAGUCGCUGGAAGUUCAAGUUUGGAUCUUUCUCCACCGUCGUUGAAGGGACGGAUUAAAGAAUGGAAUCGGAUAAUUUAUCCUAAUGUCAAUAACGGGGUUUACAGAUGUGGAUUUGCGCAGACCCAAGAAGCCUAUGAUGCUGCUGUAAAUGAUUUGUUCAGUACACUGGACAUGUUGGAUGAUCACUUGGCCAAUUCACGGUAUUUAUGUGGAGAUGUGCUGACACUGGCUGAUGUCUGUCUGUUCACUACAUUGAUCCGUUUUGAUAUUGUCUAUAAUGUUCUUUUCAAAUGCACAAAGAAGAAGCUGUUGGAGUAUAACAAUCUCCAUGGAUAUAUGUGUGAUAUCUAUCAGAUUCCCAAGGUUGCAUCAACUUGCAAUUUGGAAGCGAUUAUGGAUGGUUACUUCAAGAUUCUUUUCCCACUGAAUCCUGGUGGCAUUCGGCCUGUCGUCCCCACAAGUUGUGAGCAUGAAGUACUCUCGAAACCCCACAACAGGGGAUCACCAUUAUCAAUUGGUAAAUAUGCUGAGAUUCAUGUUUCAUAGAUAGGGUUUCUACCAUGUUGUUCAGACUGAAGUAAUGGAUCAUUUAAAGGAGUUUGUAGUAUGCUAGUGAAAAAGGAGUGCCAUAUUUAAAAGAAACAUUAAAAUCUCUGAUGAUAUAUGUAAAUGAGAUUAAGAGGAUAUAUUUAUGUUUAUAGGAUUAGCAAGAGUGGAAAUUUAAGUGCAAAUUUCAUGUAUA